GUUACGAGGAAUGUGCUCAAUGUGAGCUUCCAUAUAUCCAAAUACACGCAGAUCAUAAAUGAACUCAGAGCUAUGGUCACAGAUCUUCGACAGAAACUUGCAACGAAAGCACAUGCAGUCACACCAGAGGAACUGGUAGGUCUGGUCUCCUUCGAUGUUGAUCAGUAG
Messenger RNA from Perkinsus marinus ATCC 50983, 168 nucleotides. RefSeq lists its product as hypothetical. The record is from RefSeq and is a predicted model, not a curated record. The transcript has 2 exons. The annotation marks the transcript as partial. Lineage: Eukaryota; Perkinsozoa; Perkinsida; Perkinsidae.